AUGAAAAGGACAAAACUGUUCAAGUCUUUUUGUAUUUAUCUAGUAAUUAUAAGUUCACUGUUUUGCAAUUGUGGGAAGGUGCGGAAAAACAAGAAAGUGCGAAACCUGUUAAAAUCUCUGAUCGAGAAGGUAGAGACCGAUGAAGGAGAAAAUGAAUAUGCUCGAUUGACCCAAUCACCAAUUAUACACUUGAAUUUAUCUAAAGUGAAGUUCAAAACAACAUUACAAAAUAUACUAGUGGAGCCGUAUUCAGAAAUGGUUAAAGAUUUCAUAUCGAAAAGUAAUUACGAAAUUCGGAAUGAAAAGUCAUUAUUAGAUGAAAUAAAAAAUGCUAAUCAAAACAUAAAUAGAAUUAGAAAUAUCAUUUCCGCACGAGACAUUAAAAAGAGUAAACAUCAAGACAAUAACAUUAUGAGAAGUAGAUAUUUCCAUUACUUAAACGAUGAAGAUUUAGGUUUAAGUUUUUUUCCUGUAUACAAAACUUUUAAAUCGAAUUCUUCACAUUUUGAUGACAAUUUGAAAAAUUCUUUAUAUCCCCAUGAAUUGUUGGAAAAGGGUUCCUUAUCCAGAGAAAAUUUUUUAAAAAAUUUCUCAAAUGGAAUUUCCUUCCCAGAACGGUUGGCAGUGGAUGUAAUGUAA
This is a messenger RNA of Plasmodium gonderi, 639 nucleotides long. RefSeq lists its product as hypothetical. Lineage: Eukaryota; Apicomplexa; Aconoidasida; Haemosporida; Plasmodiidae. The transcript has a single exon. The record is from RefSeq and is a predicted model, not a curated record. The coding region runs from base 1 to 639 and encodes 212 amino acids.